Molecule: messenger RNA, 558 nt
Organism: Amphimedon queenslandica
Lineage: Eukaryota; Metazoa; Porifera; Demospongiae; Haplosclerida; Niphatidae
Product: ubiquitin carboxyl-terminal hydrolase 47-like
Exons: 7
Coding region: 22-558 (178 amino acids)
Source: RefSeq, a predicted model, not a curated record
AAGCGAAAAAUUAAAAAAGAAAUGUGUUUGAUUUAUUUAUCUUGCAAUGAUCCUGUUACUGGUAAAUUAACAAGCUCAUUUCUUAAUGUUCAUAAAGAUGAAUUACUACCCAGUGUACUGGAUAAAGCUUAUGAGUUAAUGGGAUUAGCUCCUCAUAUUCCUAUUGAGAGAUGUCGUUUAGUUGAAUAUAAUAUUAAAGAUAAAGUAAUGGAUCAGUCCUUUGAUCUUGAUGAGUUUCAGCAUCAAACUAUUGGGCAAAUUGUAGGCAGUGCUAGAGUUCAUUCUUCUUUUAAAUUAUUCUUAGAAACUCGCAAAGAAAAUGAAACUUUUAAAAAAUACAGUCAUGGAGGUAUUAAUCUAAAGGUAUCAGUGGUUAAUCUGUCAACUGGUGAAGUAGGACCAGCUAAACCAGUGAGAGGGGAAGAAGGUUGGACUGUUGGAGAAUUAAAACAACAUAUAGGAGAAUUAUUUAAUAUCAGUUUAUCAUCUUGUACAGUGAAGCCUUUUGAUUCUAAGGGUAAGAUCAGUUGUAGGGGGCAAAGGCAGGGGCGGAUCUAG